Parnassius mnemosyne (clouded apollo) is the source of this 3034-nucleotide messenger RNA. The record is from the annotation of a GenBank genome assembly. Lineage: Eukaryota; Metazoa; Arthropoda; Insecta; Lepidoptera; Papilionidae.
AGUUCCUUUCGUGUCGCUGAGGGGGAAGGUUCAAUUUUGUGUAAAGCGCGGGAAAUGAAAUUACAUCAUGGAUUAAGAAAUGAAUGCGUUUGUUUCCUUAUAAGUAAAAUCAUUGAUAAAAUAUAUAAAAAUACAGAGAAUAAGGAAUAAUAAAUCGUUACCUAAUUAGAAUAUGUGACAGCUUUAUUACAGUUGACUCUAAACAGUUUUUGUUAUUGUUAUUGGUUAAUAUUAGUGACAUCUGUAACUUCGGUGAAAAAAUGGCAUUUAGUUCGUUGUCGCCGUCAAACAUGCUUGGCGAACUCGGCCGUCUCGCGAACUGGUUGAAAGGUGAUUGCGUUGCAUCUGACGAGUUUGCCGGUAUUUCUGUUACGGAAAAGUUGGAGAAUGUGCAGCUAUUGGAUAAAUACAACAUACGAAAUCCUUCGAAGGGCACCUUGUAUUUUGCAACUACACACCUCAUUUUCGUCGAUCAUGAGAUGAGGAAGGAGACAUGGAUACUCCUUAUGCACAUAUCAUCAGUAGAGCGUCUCCCAAUCACCACGACUGGUUCUCCGCUUUUGGUGCGCACGAAGACCUUCCAAUCAGUGUUUUUCGUGAUUCCGAGGGAGAGGGACUGCCACGAAAUGCACCAGACAUUAUUGCGACUUAGUCAACCAGUUCACAUAGAAGAGUUGUAUUGCUUCAAUUAUAAGUCAACUCCAGAUGAUCUGCCUAAGUCUGCGGGCUGGAACUUUUUCGACAUCCAGACAGAGUACCAGCGCAUGAACGUGCCCAACGAGCAUUGGGUUCUGUGCAAUGCAAAUAAAGACUAUGAGCUCUGUGACACAUACCCCAGCGAGGUGUACGUGCCGGCGCGAGCUUCCACCACGAUAUUAUUGGGCAGUGCCAGUUUCCGUUCGCGCGGUCGACUGCCCGUGCUGGCCUACUUGCACCACAACAAGGCGGCCAUUACGCGCUGCAGUCAGCCGCUCAGCGGAUUUUCGGCCAGAUGCAUGGAAGACGAACAAAUGCUCGAUCUUAUACGUCGGGCAAACCCCAACUGCGGGUACAUGUAUGUCGUAGAUACCAGACCCAGAAUCAACGCGAUGGUUAACCGCGCUGCGGGCAAGGGCUACGAAAAUGAGGCGUUUUACGAGAACAUCAAGUUUCAGUUCAUGGGCAUCGGAAACAUCCACGUCAUGAGGAAAAGCUUACAGAAGCUGGUUGAAACUUGUGAACAAAGUACUCCUUCGAUGUCGUCGUUCUUAUGCGGCUUGGAGUCAUCUGGCUGGUUGAAGCAUAUAAAGUCGAUCCUGGACACGUCGUGGUGGAUCGCGUGCGCCGUGGCGGGCGGCGCGAGCGUGUGCGUGCACUGCAGCGACGGCUGGGACCGCACGGCGCAGGCCUGCUCGCUGGCCGCGCUCUGCCUCGACCCCCACUACCGCACCAUCAACGGAUACCAGGCGCUGAUCGAGAAGGACUGGCUGUCGUUCGGGCACAAGUUCUCGUGCCGCUGCGGGCACGUGGCGAGCGACGGGCGCGAGCGCUCGCCCGUGUUCACGCAGCUGCUGGACUGCACCUGGCAGCUGCUGCGCCAGGCGCCCGAGGCAUUCCAAUUCAAUGAGCGGUUUCUGCUGACCCUACAUGACCAUGCGCACGCUUGUCAAUACGGCACAUUCAUUGGCAAUUGCGAGAAAGAUAGGAGAGAUCUAAGACUGUCAGAACGCACGUUCUCGCUGUGGGGCUACAUGGCGAGCCAUCUGAACGAGUACAAGAAUCCACUUUACAAUCCCAAAGCUCACCCCGAUAUCCUUAAGCCGGACCUUAGUGCGCAAAGUAUAAGGUUCUGGCGCGGCAUGUACUGCCGGCACGAGGGCGGCGUGCACCCGCGCGAGGCGCUGCACGACGUGCUGCCGGCCGCCGCGGACCACGCCGCCGCGCUGCACCACCAUGUCAACUACCUCGCUAAGAGAAUAUCAACGUUCAGGAAUCUUCUAUCGGGUAAGAAAGCAGAGAAGGGCAUAGAGUCGGCCGUCGUCAACUAUCAAAAUGGCAACAUUGAUACGGUCGACAUUGAAACGAAAACAGAAAACUUGCAAAUUGACAACAAACUGCUGUACGAGUCCGGUGGCGGCCUCUCGGAGCUAGAGUGCGCGAACCACGACCAUCCGCUCAAGGAAGGCCUCGUCACUGUCACCAAGCCCAACAACAUACCCCUGAUAACAGAGAGGGCGGUGGACUCGAUCCCAGCGAGUUUCUCGCAGCUAGAGAGCGAAGUGAACACGGUGGCGUUAGAUUGGAAAAGCGUCAAGAACGUGACCGAGUGCAGUUGUUCAACGCCCCUCGACCACUACAGUCGAAAGCAUCAUUGCUGGCGUUGCGGUCAAUGCGUGUGCACGCGCUGCGUGUACCGGCGCGCACCGCUGCCCGCGCUUGCCGCGCCGCGCCUCGCGCCACUCUGCGCUGCCUGCGCGUCCAACUCGCCCGAUAUAUUUUCACAGGCCAGUUAAAUAGUAAUAGUUAAUUAUAGAAUGAAUUAGUUAACUGGUAUAAAUGCUACAAAAUACUUUGAUGUAAUUGAAAAUUGUAAAUACGCUAUAGUCUGCUCAGUGCAUUUAUUUUAGUAAUUAAUAAAUGUAAAGACCAACAAAUAUAUUUUAAAAUUAUUUGGACUAAUCUGUUUUGUUUUAUAUUUUAUAACAGAUACGAGUAUGUGUAUAUUUAUGAAAUAUUGAAUAAUAAAAAUAAUAUCUGUUCCUUUUAGUAUUACUAAGUUAAACAUUGAUAAUGUUAUUGCCAUAUCACAGAUUAAAAAAAGAAUAAAUUAUUUAUAAUAGAACGUUUCAAAUUAUGCUGUUUAUUAUAUGUACACAAAAACUAUAUUGAAAAUAAUUAACAAUACGUGUAUCAUGAUAUUUUUCAGUAAUACAAAGUAUGUGUUUCAUUAAUCACAUCAUGAAUUGUACAGUUCCAGUACCCUUAUUUCAAAUUGUAAAUACUUUUUUAAAACUAUCAUUGUAUGAAUGUAUAAAUAAAUAAAUAAUUUAAGAUA